Molecule: messenger RNA, 1397 nt
Organism: Triplophysa rosa
Lineage: Eukaryota; Metazoa; Chordata; Actinopteri; Cypriniformes; Nemacheilidae
Product: phosphoinositide-interacting protein-like
Exons: 1
Coding region: 221-655 (144 amino acids)
Biological process (GO): phosphatidylinositol-mediated signaling; positive regulation of cation channel activity
Molecular function (GO): phosphatidylinositol bisphosphate binding; transmembrane transporter binding
Source: RefSeq, a predicted model, not a curated record
CAAGACAGAAAUGCUUAGUAAGACAUUCCUUUUUCGCAGUGAACACCUUAACAAUCACCCUAGCAACGACUUGUCAAUAUCCUGGCGACCGUUUAGAACACCUUAGCAACCGUACGGCUAUGCCCUGGCAAAGAAAAAAGCGAAAAGUGACCUAUUUAAAUAUGUAAAAAGGGUGUUUGACAAUGUUGACUUUCUGUGUGGACAAACAAAUCACUUUCAAAUGUUUCUUUCCCAGAAUCCAUCACUGCAGCCCAACCAGAGUUCCCAUCAGCGCUCUCCACAGAUCAUGUCAUCCGCCCUGGAUCUCACACCUCUGUCAUUCUCUCAAGAACAGCUCACGCCUCACUCAGACAACACGGUCUUCAGCCUGUCCCACAGCCCGACCCUCUGGACCGCUCGGGCACCGCCGGGCAACUGUGAGUACUACUGGCAUGCCAUUCUCCUCAUGACCUCAGGGGGCAGCGUGCUGAUCUGCGGCAUGGUGUUGAGCGGACUUUACUUCGCCGGGAUCUCUGUGAUGGCCACCAACAUUCUUGGCCCCGCCCUGCUCUCCGUCGGUUUGAUGGUGCUGGUAGUGGGCGUGGUUUUGGUGCCAAUAACGCGGGAAAUGAGGUAUCAGAGUGCCACGAAACGACUGUGUAAUCAUUACCCGUGAGACUCAUCAGAGAUAAAUACAGUCUCUCAUAAACAAACAUGGUGCUCAACAUGGUGGCUGUCGGAGAGGACCUGUCGCCUUUUGACUUUGUCACCAAUUGGCAUUGCCUCUCCUGCUUGACUGAGUGCAAGGUGCAUGAGCGUUGGAUAAACCAGAAGACUGAUUCAAAGGUUAUGGAAGCACAAAUGAAAUGUUUUUAGUCCGAUUUUAUUUGUGAUUUGACAUAUACAGUACAGUAUGUUAUUAAAACCAAUGAGGUCUAUAAUGCCUUAAAAAAGCUGUUGCUUGAUUUUAAAUACUAAUUUUGAAGUUCCGUUUUGGAAACAAAGUGUUUUUUAACAAAUGAUUAAAUAUUUUGUGAAAGUAUGCGGAGAUUAUAAUGUUGGAGUUAUGACAUCAACUCCUAAAGAUAAGCAGCCAUACCUUGACCUACUAAAGAUGGCAUGCGGGAGAAAGGACUUUGUGAUGAUUGAACAUGAAGUGAAAAUGAACUAUGACUAAUAUGAUGGCAAAUCUGAACACAACACCCCUGAAAAAAUACAAUGCGAUUCAGAUCAAAUAAAAGAAGUCCUUAUUCAUCCACCACGGCGACCGGUCUGCAUGCCUUCAUUUUAACUUCAUUAGCACUGAUGUCAAACUGCCAAAUCUGUAAACAUGCAUUAGAACUGUGUUUUAUAAAAGAUGUGGACUGAAAUGUGUAUGAACUGCGUAUGAUGAGAUGUAUUUGCUGUUUGUUUUUACU